UUUAGUGGGUACAUUAUAUCUUGGCAAGUCCGAUAAGAUAAAGGACCUAAGCUCCAAAAAUUCCCCAGCUCUUUAGCAAUCGCGAAUCAUGCGCCAAACAUCUUCCAGCCUGUAACCUAGUAGAUUCCAUUUCUCGAAUAGACGUCAUCUAAAUUAGAAAGCCUACGCCCGUUUUAUUAAAAUAUGACCGAGGAGCCACUCAUUGACGAAGAGUAUGCGUCUGAUGAAGAUUCCGAUUUCGCGCCCGACGCAGCACCAUUAGAUAUCGACGCCGAAGCUUCAGAAUCUGAAGAUGACGAAGUCCAACUAGUCGCGGUACCAAGUACGAAGCGCGGCGCCGACGCAGAUGUCGACGAUGGAUUUGAGAACUCGGGUGACGAAGCGAUAAUACAAAGGGGCAAGAAGAGACGAAAGAAAGAAAAGCGGAAGGAUGGCAACGUCGAGGAUGAUGAAGGUGGCGAGGGUGGGCUAAUCAAGACCCGGAGUAUGCGAGCAGCGGAGAAGGUCGAAAAGAAGUCGCGCACAGCCGCCGGUCCGGUAACGAUUGAUGUGGACGAUUUAUGGGCUAAAAUGACCGCUGCUCCCUUAAUACCAUCUAAAGCAGAUAUUGAAACAGAAAAGGAACCCCAAAAGCCAGCUCAGGAACAAGGAUCGGAUGGGCAGUCUAAAGGUACAAAGAACAGGCCACAAACAGAGAAGCCAGGUGGUGAAGAGAUGGUACCAAUGAUUAAGAUAAAGCGUACCUACAAUUUCGCUGGUAAGGUACACGUCGAAGAAAAGCUGGUGCCUCGAGAUUCGGCGGAAGCGAAGUUAUACCUAGCAUCUCAAAAUCCCGCGUCAGUCGAAGACGCCGAACCCGAGGACAGUCAGCCUAAACGGAAACCUCGAAAAGCCUUCCGAUCUAUAUUCGAGCCUGUCAUCGAAGGGUUGACACAGCGCGCGGACUUGAAUCUCGGCAUGGAUGCAAGAUUGCAGUUGCGCGAGCAGGCAAAGGCCAAGAAGCUUAACGUGGUGGAGAAGAGUCGCAUGGACUGGGCGGGAUUUGUCGAUAAGGAGGGUAUCAAAGACGAACUAGAAUUGGCUGGGAAGUCAAAAGAGUCUUACGUCAACCGACAAGAUUUCUUGGCUCGUGUUGCGGCUAAUCGAGACGAAGAAGCAAGGAGGGCGAGAAUUGCUGGCCGUGCUUGAGAUACUUGGGGACGGGUUUGUCUCUUCAUAUUACUUGGAGUAUGUGACUCCAUUGCUUAGGCCGAAGAUACCGGGUAACAAGGGCUGGGUAAGGUGUAUAAGAACUUUGUCGCUUUAACUGCAUAGGAGCUAUUGCGUUACAGUAAAAGGCUGGUGGCAAAAAAGAGUCAAGACUAUUGGGUAAGAGGUAGAGAUAAUGCUCUACCAAUCGGAGCCAAUGUUUAAUGUGGUAUAUAGUAUGUUUUUCGGCGUUUGCUAUACGGGUAGAGUUGGAAUAUAUCACUACAUA
This is a messenger RNA of Daldinia vernicosa, 1477 nucleotides long. Its product is annotated as BCNT-domain-containing protein. Lineage: Eukaryota; Fungi; Ascomycota; Sordariomycetes; Xylariales; Hypoxylaceae. The transcript has a single exon. The record is from RefSeq and is a predicted model, not a curated record. Bases 184 to 1188 code for a protein of 334 amino acids.